AUGACCCCCUAUAGGCUGCUGCCAUCACUGCUACUGCUAACUCUGCUGCUCGCUGCCCGCCCAGGAGGCGCCGUGGCGCAGUGCCCAGGCUGCGGGCAGGGGGCUCCGGCAGGCUGUCCAGGGGGCUGCGUGGAGGAGGAGGAUAGGGGACUUCCAGCGGACCGUUGUGCGGAACCGGGGGGCUGCGUCCGGAGGAAGGGGGAGCCGUGCGGGGUCUACACCCCAUUUUGCGCCCAAGGACUGAAAUGCCAACCGCCCGAGAAAGACGAGGCGCCUUUGCGGGCACUGUUGCUGGGCCGUGGCCGCUGCCAGCGGCCCCGCGCGCCCACGGGGGAAAAACUCAAGGAGAGUAAACUCCAUGGAGCCACCCAUGCACACGAAGGAAACCGCAGAGACCAAGAGAGGAAUCCAGGGACCUCAACCACUCCUGUUCGGCCCAGUCCUGGCCAAGACACAGAGAUGGGACCCUGCCGCAAACAUCUGGAAUCAGUGCUGCAGCAACUCCAGACCGAGGUCUUCAGAGGCACUCACACCCUCUAUAUGCCUAAUUGUGACCAUCGAGGCUUCUACCGAAAACGGCAGUGCCGCUCCUCCCAGGGCCAGCGCAAAGGCCCCUGCUGGUGUGUGGAUCGGAUGGGCCAGCCACUCCAGGGGUCACAGGAGAGCAAUGGGAGUUCUUCUUGCCCCAUGGGGAGCAGUGGCUGA
Elephantulus edwardii (Cape elephant shrew) is the source of this 705-nucleotide messenger RNA. It is a transcript of the gene IGFBP6, whose product is annotated as insulin-like growth factor binding protein 6. NCBI's taxonomy places the organism in Eukaryota, Metazoa, Chordata, Mammalia, Macroscelidea, Macroscelididae. The record is from RefSeq and is a predicted model, not a curated record. Bases 1 to 705 code for a protein of 234 amino acids. Gene Ontology annotation, molecular function: fibronectin binding; insulin-like growth factor I binding; insulin-like growth factor II binding. Gene Ontology annotation, cellular component: extracellular region. Gene Ontology annotation, biological process: regulation of insulin-like growth factor receptor signaling pathway. The transcript has 4 exons.